CAGUCUAUGCGAAUGUGCUGCAGACCGGGCAAGUGCUACCCGGUACGAGUAGCUACCGUAGCUAGAAUCGAAUAAAGCGCGAUAGAAGCAGCCGAAGGAUAAACUUGUUAUUGAACAGAACAAUGAUACGGCAAAGAUCUUACAUGUAUUGCGUAGGGUCCAUUUCGGUAGUUGUUUGUCUGCUUUGGACCUUGUCAUUGGCAGAUGGCGCCACGAGCGGCUUGGAAUGGAGAGCUCUCCGUUCGCAACACAAUGACAAUAAGGACACGAAUAAUAUUAGGAAUGCCAAAGAGACUGCCACACGACACGGCUUGUCAGAGCCUUGUGCAGGACAUGAGGAUUGUGCUUCGGGGUUGUUUUGUGAAUUGGCACUGGUUAGCAAGUUUCAAUGGGAGGGAACUUGUCAGGAAAUCUUGGGGGAGGUCAUUCUGACUAUGGAAGCCUUGGAUCUCAUUCAGAUUGAAGAUGACUCGGACAGCAGCGAGGAAACUGAAGAAGACAUGGAUCCAAUCUUCACUACCAUGAACAUGACAAACAUGACAAACGGUAGUACAGGCAGUCUGCUGAUGGUGGUCAUGGCAAACAACAACACUACCAUCAAUGCCACGGGUGAAGAGAUCACAGAUCAGCUUAUCAAUGAGACGGCCACGCACCUCAACAACCUACUUGACAGUGUCCUCAAUGAUCUAAUCGCAUUCAGCCAAGACACCAAUGCUACCAAUCAUACUGAUAGUGCCAGCAAUAACAGUACUCACCAGAAAGGCAAGGCCCAGUCGCUAAGCAAAGCAGGUGACACUGAGGAAGCUGCACAAGACACAACCGAGGACACCAAGAUUGUGGCCAGGGAUGGAACUGAGACAACCAAUGGAGUCACUGUCAAUCUCAUGAACAAGAGGUCACCGCUUGCUUUUGGGACGUCUACUACUUCUAAUAGUCAAGAAGGAGAGAAUCUAAGCAGCAGCAAGAAGGAUGAAGAUGCAGAUGCCACCAACGAAAGCACGAAAGUCACAACAAAACAGGAAGAAGAAACGAGCAUUGGCGAUCCGUCCAGUGAUGCUACCAAGAGGAAACCCUUCACCUUUGGAAGCAGCAGUGAUGUAGGCUCAGAUGAAGAAGAUCCUGGGGCUGAUGAAGAAUUGAAGGCGAAUACUGACCCAGACGAAGAUACGGCUGCAGAUAAUGUUGACAGCAGUGACAGUAGCAGCAGCGACAGCGACAGCAGCGACGAGGAGUGAUGUAGCAAUCUACCUCUGCAGAGCACACGGUGGGCAGUGGGCAGCUUUUAAAAGACUUGCUAGCUACAGAGCCAGAAAUCAGCAAGACCAUGGAACCACACCAGCAGGUGAUACUAUAGCGGCAACGUUUUCUAGAAGGUUUGUUUCCAAUAGAGAAGCCUCAGAGACAAGGAGCCGCUGUUCUCUCUUGCCAACCCGUUUGGUUCGGGGUGGCCAAACCUCCAUCCACGGCGAUUCCAUCGAAGGUGGCAGCGGCCAAAUGGGCUGAGGACAAGGCAGAAUGGGAAGACUUGGGAGGACAAAAAGGGGAUGGUUUGGGCCUCCGAGAACGCACGAGUACACUCAGGCUAACCCGAAACCAGGACGCCCUCGAACCCGCAGGCAAACGGAGAACAGUGUCAUAUAGCAACGCCUAGCUAGAGUUUAGCCCGUGGUUUCUAGACCAAUGGAUUAUGCCAGGGCUGGGGCCAGGAGACAGCCAGAUGGCUGGAUCCAUGCGUAGAAAGUAGUACGCAAUCGGCACGGCUGUGCUUUUCUUGUGGUAGAACGUGUUGGAGGUUUGCCUUCUGGAUGUCAGAGCGUCAAUCAAGUCAAAGAUAGUGGCAUCGCCACUCGCCAUGGUCUUGCGCGUGGAUGCGCCCUUUGGCGUUUCAAGUUGAUUCAGCAUGCACCAGAACUCGAGACGUUUGCAAAGUUCCUGUCGUCUGUCAUAGUGUUCCGCCCUCCAUUGCAACGAUUUCGCUUGGAUCCUCUGCAAUUUCAUGUUGUUGGUUUCGAGCAAGUCAAUGAGACUGGACAGUUCUCCCUCGCUGGUGUCUACUCUGCUGGCGCAACCGUCGAUUUCUUCAAGUGCACCUUCGGUGACCACCGCCUGGGGCCGGAUUGAACCCUCUUGCUCCUCGUCUUGUUGGUCGGCCUUCUCGGAGACAAUAUGCGCGUGGUCGGUCAGUGUCAGAUGCUCUAAUGUUGUGUUGCUGUUGUGCUCUAGACCUUGGAGGAUUGGCGCUAUGCUCGCACCGGGAUGAAUGUUUGCGGUGAGACUGUACAGUGAUUGUUCGGAUUUGAUCAGGUCUCCCAGUGCGCAAAUGACAUCGGAGUCGUCCGUCAAACUGUAGCAACCCACAAAACUUAACGAGGACAACUGUGGCAAGCUUUUGGCCACUUCAAUGGCAUCCACGAAAUCGGGAGCCUGAAUAUUGGGGAAAGCACAAUGAAACGUCAAGUCAC
Seminavis robusta is the source of this 2462-nucleotide messenger RNA. The record is from the annotation of a GenBank genome assembly. NCBI's taxonomy places the organism in Eukaryota, Bacillariophyta, Bacillariophyceae, Naviculales, Naviculaceae.